This is a messenger RNA of Stylonychia lemnae, 1017 nucleotides long. The record is from the annotation of a GenBank genome assembly. Lineage: Eukaryota; Ciliophora; Spirotrichea; Sporadotrichida; Oxytrichidae.
AUGGGAGCCCCAAAUAUUUGGCCAUUUGCUUACAUAAUAAGAGGAAUCUAUACAUCAUUAGCUAUUGGAACUACUUAAAAUCCAUUAGUAAAUGAUUAUAUAUAAAAUGAUUCUAGAGGAAAAGCUAGCGCAUUUUAAGCUUUUGGCUCUAUAACAGGGGAUAUGCUCAACUAUUUUGUUAUAUUACCUUCAAUUUCAGGAUUUAAAAUUGGAGAAUAGUUUUAAUUUGUUGGAAUAUUAUUCAUAAUAAUGGCUUUAAUCUUCUGGUUUAUAUUGAAGGAACCUCAUGUGCAUUCUUAGAGAAAAUCUUUGCAAAGAAGUCUGCUAGCAUCAACAGUAAAUAAUGAGAUCUCUAAGGUAUAUGAAGAUGAAUCAGCUAUAACUAAAGCAAAAAAGCUAACAAAGAACCUAAUAUGGUAUUGUUUUCAUAAAAGCAUUAUCCCGCUGUGCUUCCUUGCAAAUUUUAUUGUCAGAAUAAACGUUAUUAUGCUUUCAAACUAUAUGACCUUGUGGACAUCUAGUUUCAUUGGAACAUCCUAUGUUAAAGAUUCUUAGCAAGCCUAGGAAAUCGUUUAAAAUUACAACACUUAUUCCACUCUGUCUAACUUAACCUUAAUAAUUCCUAUGGGUAUGUUAGCUGAUAAAUUUAAGUACAUGCACUUAAUGGGAUUUUUCACAACUCUUAAAGUAUUGUCAAUAGCAUGUUUCUUUUAAUUAACAAACCCUAACUAAAUAUCAACAACAGUUGUAUUCAUAGCAAUGAUUUUAACUCAUGGAGCUUAAAACGUAUUAACUGAUACUGUAUUUUCAAAAAAUUUGCCUAAAGAUAUUAGAGGUUCAAUGUAAGGUGCAUAUCAAUUCAUUGGAACAAUAGGAGUUAUGAUUUUUACAAAAGUAGGAGCAUUUUUACACAAUGAUUAUGGCCCUUCAUACCCAUUUUUAUUUGUAGUCUGCUUUGAUUUAAUAUUUCUAGUUGCUCUAGUAAUUUUAGUAACCUUUACAAAAUUUAAUCAUUGA